CUCUUGAUGUGGCACAUUUCCUCCUGCAGGAGAACGGAGAGAGCAGUCCUCGAUCAGAAGAGUGACACAGUCGUAUCGCACACUGCGCUCUUCAGAUCGCAUAUUACCCAUGUUUGUCUUCAUCUUUUCGCGGUAGGACGAUGGCUGAUAUUCACCAUUAUCCCGUUUUCUUUGAGUGCCGCAGCCUGCGCGCGGAGCAGAGGAAGGCAAUAGAGACAUAUUUCCGUAUUCGUCGCCGAUCAGGCGGAGGUGACUGCGGACCACUGAGGAGUGUGGACGAUCAAGUCUACAGCAUUGCUUUCAGAUAUGAGAGAGAUCAGCAAAAAGUCCUGGAGAGAGGCGAGCAUGUUGUGCAGCUCGCAGAUGGUCCUCUGGUGUUCACUGUCCGAGGCAGCCUGGACCCUCACACCCCAUCUCCCAUCACUCCAAGCCAGGAUACAACAGCUUCAGCACAGAUCCCACAGUCUAUUCCUGCCUCAACUCCUCCACCAAGUGGUGAAGAAUAUGAACUACGACCUGAUACUUACCUCCUACAUUACCUAAAGGAAUGUCCCGAGGCCGGGGAAGAACUAGAGAAAGAAUUUGCUUCUGUGUCCUGCUCUGCUCAGCUUUACCCAGAGGAGGGCAGGGUUUUAGUCAAGAGUUUAGCCCAACCUGGUGUUGUAGAUGAAGGUAGAAACUGGAAAGCUGAGGUAGACAAACUCUUUGAUGCCUACCUGUGCCACUAUGAGGUGGACCCUCACAAAGUCAAAGCUUUGCUUCAGUCCUGCAGUUCUCAUCAGACUACAGAUGAGGUGAAGGUGUACAGUGAGGGUGGGCUGGUUGUUGUGGUUGGGAAACGUUCUCAGGUGAAGGCGAGGUUGAUGGAUGUAGUGGACCUGACUGUUAAACAUCGAGGGACACACUCACUUAAGAGGCAAACCAGCAUUCGUCGACUGGGUGAGGCCAAACUCCGCCUCCUCUGGAAAGAGAUUGAGCAUGGUGUAGGACGAAAUUUUCCAGAAGUUAAGGUCACACAGGGAGAUGCAGGUCAGGUAGUUUUGGAAGGUUCUGUGGAGGAUAUUCUUAAGGCUGGAGAUUGGAUUUCUGAGAAGGAGAAUCUGGUGUUAGAAAGGACAGUUUCUAACAUGAGCCCACAUCUUCUGGCUUAUGGAGGUCCAAGGAUGCUAGGUGACUUUUUAGGGGUUGGUGACGAGGUGGAAAUAGAAUUACGAGGCGCAGAGCUACGUGUCUUCUCCCUCUCUGCUGAUAAACUGGAUGAUGCAGAAAAAGCACUGCAGGGUGAGUUCAAGGAAGUAAAGAUUAAUCUACCUACCUGCUCUGCUGUGCCAUCUGAGCUUCGGGAAAAGCUUAUGUCCAAGAAGAAUGAAAUGCCAUCUUUGAGUUUGAGUGAAGGUAACACAUUAGUUGCCAGCUACAGCCUUUGUGAUGGGCUCCAGGUGCUGGUGUGUCAGGGUGACAUCACCAAGCAGGAUGCUGAUGCCCUGGUUAAUGCUGCCAAUGAAGAUCUGGACCAUUGUGGAGGUGUUGCUGCUGCACUGAGUAAAGCAGGCGGUCCUGAAAUACAGAGGGAGAGCAGUGCCUUAAUACAGUAUAUUGGGAAAAUUCCUACAGGUGAUGUGGUAGUGACCACAGGGGGGAAGCUUAACUGCAAGACACUACUGCAUGCUGUUGGACCUGCAGCUGGAAGAGCAGGUGGCAGGGAAAGGUUCUUACUUGAAAAAACUGUCCAGUCUGCUCUGAAUAUGGCAGAAAUCAUGGAGUUGAAGUCUAUUGCCAUGCCCUGUAUCAGCUCAGGUGUGUUUGGCGUUCCUCUCACUGUGUGCUCUGAGGCUAUUGUAACUGCUGUAAAAAGGUUUGGUAGUCAGGGAGGGCGAAGUCUGCGCAGAAUCAUCCUGAUUGAUAACAGAGGAGAGGUAGUGAGGGCCAUGCAGGAGGCAUGUGACAGGCUUCUCCAAGGGAUAAGUACCAAAAACACUACACCAAGUGAGGAUUUGGAAUACCUGAUGGGUGCUGCUGCUGCCCAAGACACAGCAAAAGAAGCCAAUGCUGGAGAUCCCGGAGAUGGUGUCCAUGUUCAGAUUGUUCAGGGAACCAUUGAAACCCAGGAGGUGGAUGCCCUGGUGUCUCCUAUGGUUGGCCAUAAUCCUCUCUCCACCCGUGUUGGAAACACUUUGUUCGAAAUGGUUGGAUCCCAGCUGACUGCUAGGUUUAGAGAGGAAGCAGGAGAAGAUACGCUGCCUGGUGAUGCAAUUCUGGUUGAGGGCUUGUCUGGACUUCCAUCUAAUGCAGUGUUCUUCCUCAACCUCGCUCCCUGGGACAAUGACCCAGAAGGAACUGCAGUCGAGAUUCUGAGACUGGGCAUCAACACGAUCCUAACUUCCUGUGAGAGAAGAGGAUUUGCAUCAGUCACUCUCCCUGUACUCGGGGUUGGGAUUGCCCUGCGUUUUCCUAACAGUUUGGUAGCCAGGAUUCUACAGGAGGAAAUUCAAGCAUUUAUACAGAACCGAGCCAGCAGAACGCCAUUCCUGGUCCGAAUCGCCAUCCACCCCAAUGACACAGAGGCCUUCAAAGAAUUCACAAAAGAUAUUCAUCAACCAGACCAAGUGUCGACUACAAAGAGGAUUGUCCUGCUGGGAAAAACUGGAUCUGGGAAAAGCAACCUAGCUAACACCAUAAUAGGAGAGGAGGAAACGUUCACCACAAACCAUUCUCCCAACUCUGGAACAAUUAUAUGCCAAUCAGAAACCAGAUCUGUCAAUGGAAGAAGCAUCAAUUUGAUCGACACCCCUGGUUUCUUUGAUGCAAACAGGUCUGAGGAGGACAUGAAGCCUGAGAUAUUGAGUUGUAUCACAGAGUGCGCUCCUGGGCCUCAUGCUUUUCUCAUUGUGCUCAAAGUGGAGAAAUUCUCAGAGCAGGAGCAGGAUGUCAUCAGAAAAAUACUUCAGUAUUUCUCUGAAGAUGCUCUGAAGUAUGCCGUGAUUGUCUUCACUCACGGUGACCAGCUCCCUAAAGGGAAGACAAUUCAAGAGUUUGUCAGCCAGAAUAAGAAUCUGAGUGAUCUGGUGAAGAAGUGCGGCGGCCGGUGCCACGUCUUUGACAAUAAAUACUGGAAGAACAAACAGCAGAAGAACUACAGGAGCAACCAGUCCCAGGUAGAGGAUCUUCUUAACACAAUAGACAAGUUGGUGAUGGAAAACAAUGGAGGCUACUACACCAACAAGAUGCUGCAAACAGUGGAGGAGGAAAUAAAUAUAGAAGCCAGCAAAAUAAAACUGUCAUCAGGACACCUGUCACAGGAAGAGGUCAGACAACAGGCUAAAACUAUUGUGUCUGAUAGGUUUUUGGUCAGACUGACAGGGACUGCAACAGGAGCAUUAUUAGGAGCUUUUUUUGGUCUGGCAGGGAUGGUUGGAUUAGUAAUCACAGCUGUGAAGAACAUUACGUCAUCCCUGAACGUAAUGAAAAACAUUCCAGCAUUAAGAGGGACAGCCACAACAGCAGCAGCAGUAGGAGGAGGUGAGGUAGCAAUAGCAGCUGGAGCAGUGGUAGGAACAGCCUGUGUUGCAGCUGGUGGAAUAAUUGGUGGUAAGAUUGGACUUGAUGCCGCUGAGGGAGCAAAAACACCAGGUGAGGCAGCACAGAUGGCUUAUAAGGCUGUUAUGGACAAGGCAAAUGCCACUUGGACGCAGAUGAAAAAACAUUAGUAUCACAUAUGCUACAGUUAUGCCUAUGUACACAUCUAGAAGACAAUAAGCAACAUUAGCAUUAAUUUGUCUUGUUUCUGGCCACCUGGCAAAUAUUUAUUCAGCAUUCACUCUCCUUUAAGCUCUGUUUUUGAUUCCACCUACUACGGAGGAAAAUAUUCUGCUCUUUAUUUGCUAAAUGCGCCACUAUGUUCACCAGCUCGCCGCUAUCAUUGUCCGUCUGUGAGACCACUGCAGAAACAAAGUUGACAUGCAUUCGCAGCACCAGAAAACCUAAACAAUAACCUUUAAAGAGACUCAAAAGGCUCCACAGAGCUGAGGUGAACUGACUGUCGGGUGAUGAUGCUUUGUGGCUUUGUUUCCGUUCAUGUAUACACAACCGAUCCAUUGUUAGUUAUAUAAAAAAAAAAGAUCAGUGCAGCGUUAAGGGGACUAAUUUUUGGGGCUGCGAACUACAACAAAAUGAAAAUUGAAAAUGGUGGAGGGAAAUGUUCACGCUUUAAAAUCAAAUCUCUGUUAUUACUACUUUUGUAAAUGACUUGUAAACUUUUGUAAUUGUCAUUUUAAUUGACUUUUGUAAUGCCAUCUUUAUAAAUUGAUGAUGUAUAACAAAUAUCUGUAUGUUGUAAGACCUGAUGUAUGAUUUGUUCAUUAUUAACAGGUUCAUGCGGUUAAUGAUCUAUCAUUAUAUGACAGUGAUUGUUUUAUAAAAUGUACUCUAACUUCAA
Molecule: messenger RNA, 4435 nt
Organism: Seriola dumerili (greater amberjack)
Lineage: Eukaryota; Metazoa; Chordata; Actinopteri; Carangiformes; Carangidae
Exons: 7
Coding region: 141-3707 (1188 amino acids)
Molecular function (GO): GTP binding
Source: RefSeq, a predicted model, not a curated record